Penicillium roqueforti is the source of this 1056-nucleotide messenger RNA. Its product is annotated as putative sexual development protein (LsdA). Lineage: Eukaryota; Fungi; Ascomycota; Eurotiomycetes; Eurotiales; Aspergillaceae. The transcript has 2 exons. Bases 1 to 1056 code for a protein of 351 amino acids. The record is from RefSeq and is a predicted model, not a curated record.
AUGCGCUUCCACAUUGCCGCACUUCUGGGUGUGGCCUCCUUGGCUUUUGCCGCUCCAUUUCCGAAUGUAUCGGCUCACCCUCUUCCUGACGGACUACCUACUCCAAGCCCCAGUGAGCUGGAGGUGAUUGAGCAGAAUUCUCACGGAACUCUGUCAAAUGCACCUCCUCCCGUUGGUAUCAGCCAAGGAGGAAUCACCAACCUCAAGCUUAUCGCAUUCAACGAACUGUUUGAAGUUGCCUUCUUCGACCAACUGAUUAAAAACAUCAUCGACAGGGCCUUGGGUUAUCGCUUCGCUGACGAAGACGAUUAUGACUUUGUUUUGGAUGGCUUGAAGGUGAUUCUGGCUCAAGAGGAGCUCCAUGCCCUGGAUGCCAACAAUGCCUUGGCCCAUGUGGGUAUUGACCCAAUCCAGCCUUGCCGGUAUACUUUCCCGGUCCAUGAUUUCGAUACCGCCAUUUCGCUCGCCACCACCUUCACAGAUGUGGUUUUGGGAACCCUACAGGACGUCGUGGAGAAAUUUGCUAUCGGCGGUGACUUCGCGCUAACACGUGGGGUUUCAUCCAUUAUUGGCCAGGAGGGAGAACAGCAGGGUUGGUUCCGCAUCAUGCAGGGCAAGGUGCCUAGUGAACUGCCUUUCUUGACGACCAGUGAUCUCAACUUUGCCUUCACUGCCAUUCAGAGCUUCGUCGUGCCUGGAACCUGCCCCAACAUUGACUCCAUUCCGCUUAAGACUUUUGCACAUCUCAACGUCAUCAUACCCCCGACUGCAGAUACCAAAAACAUUAAGUUUUCCUUCGAUAAUCAAAAGGGGAUCGACCCUAGCACCCUUUGGCUCACCUAUAUCAACCAGCAAAAUCUGCCGAUCGUGGAAUCUCUCCGGGUUAUCUCCAAAGAGGACGAGACGAUUACUGCAGAGGCUUUGUUCCCCUAUGACGCACAUCAGAUGAACGGGUUUACCAUCGCUGCGGUUACCACAGCCAAGGGGCCAUUCCCAAAUGCAUACAGCGUGGCGAAAGCGACUCUCGCCGGACCUGGCCUUUUCGUCAUCGACUGA